Molecule: messenger RNA, 19784 nt
Organism: Paramuricea clavata
Lineage: Eukaryota; Metazoa; Cnidaria; Anthozoa; Malacalcyonacea; Plexauridae
Source: the annotation of a GenBank genome assembly
AUGACCAAUUGGUUUUUAUGGGGAGGGCUAGCACCACUCACACCCUCGAUCGCCAUACCGCCCUGUUUUCGGGAACUAUUCAUUCAUUUUUUAUUCAGUAUUUUUUAUUUCAUUCCACAUACAUAAACUUAAUAUAAAUAAUUAUUAUUCAUUUCAUAUACAGAACAUAAUACAAACGGUUUAUUCCGCUUCAAUCCCCAAUAAUAACAAAGGUUAAAUGAUUGAGUUUAAAGUCAAAUUAGGCUAUAGUUGAAAUAUAUAUGAUCUAUAUUGCGAUCCGCUUUCGAUGUUUCCUAGACAAGUUAUUUUUGUAAUUUUCCUAGAUGUUCAGGAUUUUGGAGCAAAACAAAUGUUUGCAAGUACAAGAAAGAAGAAAGCGCAACAAAUAACGUGCUCUCCAAACGUUCCAGAUCAUGUGGUGACAACGAAAGGUACAUGUGCUACAUACAGCAUUAAAUAAUUAACAGUUAUUUUGCGAACUCCAGUCGUAUAUAAUUUGACUUCAACUCGAACUCUCAAAAUUCUCAACGCCAUCCUUGACCAUGGGAAACGUCCUCGUUUGAGUCACUUUUUUCUAACCUCGUUAUUACGUCAUACUGUGUAAUAUUCUCUACAGAAGAAUAACACUCUUUUAAUACUGUACCUAUAGGGGUAAGACCAAUAGACUCACUAAUAGUUUUAUUAUAGCCGGUAGUAAAGCCUAUAACGCCAGUAUAUCUUAACCUUAGUGUACUUUUUUAGUAUUUUAUAUAAUUAAGUAUGGUUCCUUUGUAUAGGGUUUGUAAAUAGUUUAACAUGCGUAUACAGGGUGUAUAAAAAACCGGAGUCCUCACAUGAAGUAUGAAUUUCAAAGCGAAUAUGAAAGUUAGACGUUUAUACUUGCAUUCUUUUGAAAUCGCGAUCUUUCGGCUAUUUUAUAUACUUUAUGUUAUAAAAUUUGGAAUUAUUGCUGGCGAGUUGUGUCAAUUUAAGUAAGUGCAAUUGGAAAAUUAAAAAAACGUAGAUGCGUUGAAUUCACAAAAGUUCACCAAUUUCAUAAGUUGGAAGUACACAUUUACUCAACGUGGCCUCCAUAUCUAAGUUCACACAACUUCGUUCUUUGCCUCAUAUCCAAGAUAACUCUUCUUCUUCAAGCCCGAGUUUCCUUUAUUUCGAUUUAAAUUUUAUGUGGUGGUUCUUCCAUUCAAUGCAUGCAGCCGGUAUUUGUUGACAUUACGCCAAACGCUCGAUGAAGAUUACGUCCUGGAAAAGCUAUUUGAAAUUGUCUUAUUAACACUGCAACAAUUAUAACGCUUUUUGUUUCGAAAUACUUUUCAACAAUGAAUGUUCUUUCCGGAAUUGUUAGCUUUGGCAUUAUGAAUGGCGAUUGUAAAGUUUUAAACAACAACGUUCUGAAUUUAAAAAACUACAUUUAAUUAAGUCCCCAAUUAAGGGACUUCGAAGACUAAUAUUUCGAAGCAUCUAAAAACGAGCGCCUGCACUAAAUUCUUUUUAUUGCGAUUAGCCUUAGUUCAAAAUUUUCAAGAAACCAUUCAUUCGAAAGAUGAAAAAACAAGCUUUAAAUUGAGCACAAAACGAAACUAAGGUAGUUUAUUUUACGAUAGAAAUAACUAAGGAUAUUUAGGACGACUCCGUUUUUUUUUAUACAUCCCGUAUAUAUAUAUAUAUAUAUAUAUAUAUAUAUAUAUAUAUAUAUAUAUAUAUAUAUAUAUAUAUAUAUAUAUAUAUAUAUAUAUAUAUAUAUAUUUCAAAAACUCAUUAAUAAUUCAUGAGGAAAACACAAAGAGAAAUCAUAAGCGUGGCGUGUCUUUAUAUGUGAUAAAACACGCUUCAAAUUUCAACUUGUAUUUUCUCAGCUAAUACAAAGUUAUUUUGGAAAAUUAUUUCGCCAAUGCCGUGAUCUAACUGAGACGUUUUUGAAGCUGUUUAAUAAACUCGUAGUUCGUGUUUUAUCACAUAUGAAACACUCCGCUACGCGUCGUGUUUUAUCUGUGAUAAAACACUCCUACUCGUUUAUUAAACAGUACAUAUAUAUAUAUAUAUAUAUAUAUAUAUAUAUAUAUAUAUAUAUAUAUAUAUAUAUAUAUAUAUAUAUAUAUAUAUAUAUAUAUAUAUAUAUAUAUAUAUAUAUAUAUAUAUACACUCUAAAAACACUCUGGUUAAAUUCAACCAGGAACUGGAUCAAUAAACUACCUAGCACAUUCCUGGUUAAAUUAACUGAUUUCCUGGUUAAAAAUUAUUGAUUCAACAAAAAUCUGACCAUACUUCUUUGGACUUUUAAGCAGGAAAAUGGUUUAAUUUUUUUAACCAGGAUUGUGUAGGUGGAUUUUUAACCCCAUCCUGGUUGAAUAAACCCAAAUUUAACCAGAGUGUUUUUAGAGUGUGUAUAUAUAUAUAUAUAUAUAUAUAUAUAUAUAUAUAUAUAUAUAUAUAUAUAUAUAUAUAUAUAUAUAUAUAUAUAUAUAUAUAUAUAUAGUAAUUCAUUGUAUAUUCUGUGAAUCUAAUUUUGUGUCCAGGAAGUGUCGAAGACUAUUCGGAUGGUUUCACCCUAAACCUAAACCUAAACCUGCUGCUGAUUAUUACGAAGACUGUUGUCAAGGAUGGACAAAUAGAGGCCCACUGGGAUGCCUAAAAAGUACGUGUUGCUAAUCUUGUUUUUGUGCCCAUGCGAGCAAAUUCAAAGGACGGUCUCCCAGGAGGGGGUUCUCUGUUUCCAUGUUUAUUUGAAAAGACAAAUAUCAAAAAAUGAUUUCACAUUGUUCCCUUCUUCCCUAAAACACUUGGGAGACCCUCUUAGAUGGCUGCACAAGUGACAAUUAUCGUCUCGGCUUUUAUCCAAAUGAAUUGCAGGAAAAUAUGAAUGCACUAUAAUUCCUUAUAAGAUUUGCGGCAAUGACAGUUGAGUUUCAUGCCUCGGUCGUUUUUACGAGUUAGUGUCACCGGUUCGGAUCAUAUUUAUGGUCAAGAUCAGGGGUCACAUUUAGCAUUAUAAACAUAAGUAUCGAGUGAUGAAUCUAUGAUCGUUCCCAGUGUGAAGUAAACUGCGGAAGUUCGGAGUGCAGGUGGAUUUUUUUCUGCUUAUAACUUCGUAUUGUAAACUAAAUAGUUGAAAUUACAAUAAUACUAACAUUUGCAAGCAACCGCAAAACCCAAACUUUUUUCACGUUUGUUUAGGGGCGGACCAUUUGAUUUUUGAGGGGGGGGGGGGGUUGGAAGAUAUCGAAAAAAAAUUUCCUGCAACCAAGGAGAAAGAAAAAAAAUCUUACAGUAUACAAUCGAGAAAAAAAAUAUCAUGCAAAAGAGAGCGCACAAAAAUAAAAUUCCUACAUGUAAAUCUACUGACGUUCUUCACUUCAGUAUUGUGUCCACAGGCUUGUAAGAUUUUGCAUUUUUGAGCACAUUUGCUUAAAAGAACACGGGGUGAACAGUGGACAACAUCACAGGGAUUCUACCGCCUUUGGAGUCUAUAACAUACGAUAGCCAGUGGCGUUCCCUGGCAAAAUUGUUGCCCCCCCCCCUGAGAAAAUCUAGGCUUAAGAUAUGUACAAGUUUAUAAGUUAUUUAUACAUAUCUAAUAUGCAUGGUAGAAAAAGUAUUUUUGGAUGGUUGAGUCUGUGUGCGUUUUUUUGAUAACAUACCUCCAAACUAUUAAAGCUUCAAAGGCCCAUCUACAGGAUGCAAGUUGAACGUACUGUAUUGUACGAUGGUUUUAAUGCGAAAAUGCCAGUUUAGAGAGUCUAGAUUUUAAAACCAUUCUGAAGAGGAUGCAACCCGAUCCCCCAACAACAUAGGCACCGGGCGGGGGGCGUUAGCCCACCCAGUUUGUUGGGCAGUCGGGAAAUAUUCGAUGAACAGUCGGGCAAUUUUGGUUUAUUAUAAAAAUAAAUGGGACAAAUUCUGUCAUUUUUGUCGGAAAUUCAGUAAAUUUUGUUGUAAAUUUUAUGGUGUUUGGAAAAUUUGUGUGAUGUUCCGGAAGCUACAGAACUAUAUUUGGUGGAACAUUGUUGUUUAGGAGAGCAGUUAAAAAUCACACUAUUAAAAUCUUGUUUUAUUCCAUAUAUUAAUCAAAGCUCAUUUUGUGAUUUUCCCUUGUUUAAAAUAAAGGACAGUAAGUGUUCCUUAGGCUUAGUACAGCAAAGUUGUUGGACGAAUCCGUGGCUGAAAACGCAGGAAAUAGCAUUUCCGAGGUUCAAAAUUUUAAAAUUUUCUCGGGGGAGCAUGCACCCGAACCUCCCAAAGUUACAGGUCAUUCAUAUACUGUACCUUCCCCAUUUUCGAGUACUCUACUCUAUCCCUGCAUGUUUUCGGUUUUGGUGCAGUUAUACAUUUUUUGUAAGUAAACUGCACGCUUUAGUGUGGGGAACAUUAUAACAUAACCAUAUAAAAUAAAGCACAGUGAAAAUUCCUUGGCCUCUCUUGGGAUUCAGUUCUCGGCCUCCUCUGACUGAAAACCCCGGCUACGUCAGAACGUCUCUGACGAUAGCUAUAUGAAAGCCUUAAGUUACUGUCGGAGCCGUUAUUAUGAGAGGCAAAAACAAAUAUCCUGCCGCGGAACAUAUUGAGAAAAAGAUAUCGUGCGCUGCACUUUUACAGGAAAAAAUAUCUGUCUUGUUCCCCUGGGCGGAAAAAAAAUUCUUGCACAGUCGGAAUCUUCCAACCAACCCCCCCCCCCCUCUCCCCUCAAAAAUCAAAUGGGCCCUUACUUUUCAUACGUACACGAUGGGCGGGUCAAACGUGCAUGUUGAAACGUAACAACAAUUAGUUUGAACCGCGAAAUAGUGACGUUUGACAAAUCUCGCCCAAACGUCACUAUUUCGCGGUUCAAACUAAAUGUUGUUACGUUUCAACAUGCACGUUUGACCCGCCCAUCGUGUACGUUUGAAACGUUAACAAACGUGAAGAAAAAGUUUGGAUUUUGCGGUUGCUUUCAAAUGGUAGUAUAUCACCGUGGUGACCAACAUAACUUGUACACCGAUUAUCAUGAAUUUGUUAGAUUUGGGAGUAUCACUAUCUAUCAAUCUGUUUUGAGAAUCACUAUCUAUUAAUCUGUUUUACCUAAACCGUGGUAUUGAUCGAAACCAGAAUACCUGCAAAAUACCAACAACUUAAGUCACUCGCGGCAAAACAUAAUUGGCUAUGUCAAAAAUAGGUUAUUAUCAGGAAGACUUUUAAAAUUAAAUUUUGACAACAAACACGAAAAUUGCAGUAUUCUGGAAAUGAAUUAAUAAAAAGUUAGUAUAUUUGACCGUAGAACCUCGACUUUCGACCCUCGACCUCAACUGAACCUGACAUGUAGUACAGCCAAAAUAUUUCCUCCAUUAAUUUAAAUUGGUUUUCUUUUUCGCAUUCAUUCGAUUAUAUUUAUCUAUAAAUCCAACAUCAACAAAUUUUUGCUGUCAUUAGUAAUAACCAUGGACCUGCUACUUAAUACUUAAUCGUAUAUGUUCCCAUGUGACGAUAUGCUAGGAGAAACUUUCGUCCGUGAGCAAGCGAGUCCCGCAAAUGCCGCAUGCGGGCAAGCGUUUACUUUUCCAGCCCAACCCAAAUAAACACCUGCUUGCAGGCUAGGCUAGCCCGGUAAAGCGAGCUAACUCGGUCCAUGUAAUCGAUCCCUUAGUACUUGUAGCCAUACGAAAUUAACAUUUCUCCCGGGACAUUUUGAUUGCAUACUAAAUAUAAAACUAUAUUGUUGGAAAACGACUGGAUAAAGACAUGUUCCACGCUCUGUAUUUAAUAAAGAGCAUGAUCGCAGGUUAGGAUGAGCCGACGCUGCGUAAAGAGUUAAAAGAGAAAGAUUUAUUUAAUAUACUAAUACACUAUGCACUAUGCUUUUUUUAUUUUUAUCCUUCAAGAAACAUGUAUUGCGUUGCCACAGAAAGUACAGCAACAGAUAGGGAAACGCCGGAUGUGUCCAGUUAAACGUCUUUUUAACCUGGUCGAACAAAAUAUUUUUUAUAAGCUAACCACGCCCGCUAGUAAACCGUUAAUAUAUCCUAGCGAGACAACGGACCUCUUCAAAGCUGUACCUUUUCCAUUGUUGAAUCAACCAUCUCACAAUGUGCUGCUACGCAGCGUUCUUAUCCCUACCCUCCAUGAGCAAGGAUGGGUGACUCGAUAUCUUGGUAUGGUCAUACGAAACAAGAUACUCGUGGGAAAAACACUAGAUCCUAAAAAUCUUCAACCAUUUACAAAGUAUUCAGACUACGGCCAGUUGCUGAAAAGUCACCGCAAGGAGCAAUCGAAACCUAUAGUUUCCAUUAAAAUCCCUGGAUUGGUAAGCAGUUUUUAGUAAUGUAUCUCAGGAUUGCGCCGCUGUCACAAUUCCAAAUGCCAUGCACGCCCAUAUGACCCAUAUGAACGUUGACAUGAUUUCAUUUCGAUACAUACAAAUCGUAUUUCAUAUAUAUGCAGCUCGAUGAACAGAUCAAGGUCGAAAUCUUUUUUAACUACAUAAAGCCCGCCGCACACGAGAGGAACUUGCUGAGCUAACCGCCUCGCGAGGCAGCUAGCUCAGCUAUGUAUUUUCACCGCACACGUUGGGAAAAUUACUCAACAACAACAUAACCGACAAAAUCAUUUGCAUUUUCCUCCAUUUUGCUCCAAGUCACAUGAAGAAACCAUGGUUUGUCAUUGGCUAAUUGCUUCAAACAGCUCAGCACUUAGUUCACGACAUCCGCAGACGCUGAUAUUUUUUCCUCACGAGGCGAAAAAUAUCAAACACGAUAGAUAUUUUCCUCAAGGCUUCGAGAGGUCAAAUCCUCAAGAAAACUAUCCGCACACGAGAGCAACUUGCUGAGCUAACCGCUUCGCGAGGCGGGCUUAACUGGGGGAAGGCAAUCCUCUCUCCAGGAAUCAGAUUUGCACCCAGGAACAUAGCGAAGCAUCUAAAAUUGGGAGUGGGGGUGUAGGAGGAUUUACCUGAAAUUUGAAUUUCGAUGUUAAAAUUUACGUGAAGUGUAAUGAUUAUAAUACUAAGUUUGGGGAGAAAGGGGGGUCUGGGGGUCGUCCCCUAGAAAAUUUUUACAUUUUUGAAGCUCUAGGACUGCAUUUCUGGCGUUUUCUAAAGCAAAUUCGCAAACGAAUUGGAUGUAAAUUGACCUUAUUUUACAAAAAUGGAUAUCAUUUCACAAAAAUAAUUAAUUUAUUACGAAUUUUUACCUGAAAAUGUCAAAAUUUUAACUUGAAUUUUACCUGAUUUUUGCCUGAAUUUCACACGGGGGGGGGGGGCGGGGGCCACAUUCGCGCGCUACGGCCACAAAAUAUUUCAUAUACUCUACCAGUGUUCCGCUACUUAUUACCCCGCUUUGUGGCCAAUCCAAUCUCCUGACAGUUUCUUUUAACGGGAUUUCCUCAGAAUUCAGGUCUCUCACUUUUCAGGACUUUUCUUAGUGAUAAGAGUUUUUUGCAUAGUAAUAGGAAUUUUUGAGAGAACUGUAAUUUUUAGUAAGCAAUUUUCGAAGUAACGUAGACAGUAGAUAAGAUUCCUGCAAGACUGAUCUAAUUAAUAUAGUUAUGAAUCAUUUGGACCGAUUUGGUUACUUGUAACUUGUAAGAUACCCUCAUCCACAGAUUAUUUUGCAGCUUGUUGUUGCAAAUUGAUGUAUAUUCAGCGAGCCCCAUAUUGCCAUAUAGAUCUGGAGUGGGAACUCGAGUCCAGAACGUAAAGCCAAAGAUGGAGUUAUUGUCCCUUUUCAUUCUUUCUGCGCGGUCGACAGAGCCUGCGGCUCGUCCCAUUUCGACAAAAUUUCCAAACAUCACGAGUACUAUUAAUCCCUAAUUGUACGAGCAACAUCGCAUGACUACUUGUUUAUUAUUAGCAUAACAAAAUUGGAUAAUUCUCAAUGUCAACAUCAUAUUCUCUCGCCUACCUCCUCCGCAGGCCUUUCAAAAAUAUAGAAUUGGUGAGAAACGAACGGAAAGGCCUGCGACUAAUUUUCCAAAAUGGCGGGAAGCCACAAACCAAAUUAUAUUUAAUAUAUCAUAUUUUACCAAAACAAUAUUCUGAUAUAGACCGCUUUUCGUAUCCGCAAUAUACAUAAAAACAGUGAACACUGAACAAACAAGCAUAUACAAUGAUUUUGAUAAAGAGAAGCAGAUAAAUAUCAGUUUAUAAUUUGCAUAUUACAAACACGCAGCGCUUUUAUGUAACACGUCGUAUGUCAGGCAUGCGGCCGUUUAUCCGCGAAAUUUAUUCCAUUUAUACUUGUCUUUUAUACAGUGUAACUAUUUAAAUGCGUGUGUAUAUAGUCAAAACAUCCCAUUUGACCAAAUGAUAGAUUCACAACGUCUAUUAUUACGGUCGCUUGUAAAACCCUCCAUUAUUUGAAUCUCCUCGUCGCUUUUAUCAGCUAUAACUGCCAAGAUGUAUUUAGAAAAUACUCGCAAAACGGAAUUGCUAAAGAUUGGCAGACGAUGUGCCAUAUUUUUUGAAGACAUUUGACCCAACCCAGUAAUUGACACCAAAAGCCAAGUAAUCGACAUGUUAUCAGCAGGCCUCAGCCGCCUUACAGCUACGCAAGCCUUCGUCUCAAAUUUCAAAUUUCAACCUGCGAACGGGCAUACUCAUUACGGGCUGUAUGGCCUGCGGAGGAGGUAAUUCUCUCGCCAAAGCCCAGUCCUGCCAGACUUUCAACCAAAAUUAAUUUGGUGCUUUUGUUCGUAUUUUCAUUUAGUUCUUUUGCUUUAAGUUCCUCGAGGGCAAUUUCAUUUGUUUUUAAGUAUCUUUCCGCCAUUUUGUUUGUUUUGGGAAAAUCGAUAUCAUUAAUUGUACUGCAGUACAAUUAGGGGCGGACCAUUAGAAAUCCAGGGAGGGGGGCGGUGGUGAAAAUCCCCCAAAAAAUGCCUGGAAAGAAAAAUGCUUGGAAAAAAAUAGCCAUUACGUCAGAGAAAAAAAAUGGCGUGCAAGCAAACUGCAAAGUGCAAAUAGUCUUAGCAAUGCAUGCGGUCGGUUACACAAACUGGGAUUAGCCGGGGAAAAUGGUACUAAAAUGGUUUACAAAUAGGUAUUAGACGUCAAUUCCGCCCUGUUUCAAAUUUAAUUUUCAAACCUUUUUCAAAGUUAGUUUCUCAAACAUUUUCACAUACAGAUUUCUGGCAUUUUUCAAAAUCAAAUAUUCCACAUUUUCCACAAACAAUUUCCCGAUAAAUCCGAAAACAAUUUGCCGAGUCUAGCAGACAUUUGCCGAAUCCGUGAUGAAUGGGGCGAGGGUGUUGCAUCCCCACACCCCCCUCUGGCUACGCCUCUGGCUGUAUUUUUUUCUUCGAAUUUACUUCAGGAAUUUAAUUUGCAGGAUAAAAGCUUUAACCUUUUACCCAUGGCAAAAUACAUGAAGUACCCCUCACAAGAAUUGCCGUUUAGAGAUAUCAUUUACGAAGAAGCCUGGCAAAGUGACGAUGUGUUUACGCAGCAACGCCUGGCAGGUUUAAAUACAAUGUCUUUGAGAAAAAUGACGAUAGAAGGUGAGAAAAUAAAGGCAUACCGUAUUUACUCGUUUGAGCGCCGCGGCGCUCUUUAAAUUUUCAGAGCUUCAGAUGCGGCGCUCAUUCGGGGGCGGCGCUCAAUCGGGGGCGGCGCUCUUUAAAAAAAUCUUUUAUUUGUGAAUUAUAUCAAGAACUUUUGACAAUAAAAUAAACAAGUUUUGAAUGUCUUUGUCACUAAAUGUCCCCAUUUGACGGUGGAAAAUUAUUACACUGUUUAGUGCGGCGCCCAUUCGGGGGUGGCGCUCUUUAAAAAAAUAUGAUCUUAAAUGCGGCGCUCAUUCGGGGGCGGCGCUCAAUCGGGGGCGGCGCUCAAACGAGUAAAUACGGUAUGGGAUAAUGGGAUAAAAUUGCAUGGAAAGAAUCCUUACGAUAUCAUGGAUAGAAUAUAAUUAAAAUGAAAAAUUAUUUUUAUCAAUAAAUAUUUUGAAACCAAUUUCAGACAAAUGUAUAAGUGACAAAAUUGUUAUUACUGAUGAACGACUUUUCGAAGCCAUCAUACAAAGGUUCAAUUACUAUAAGAGAAAUCUUUAAAUUACUUAUGAUUAUGAUUAAUACGUGAUCAUUAUACAUUUCUGCAUGCUGUAGAUUCCAGCUAUAGAGUAAAUUUUGAUCCAGACAAGAAGGACGAAAUCUAUCAUUAUAGCUUAAAAGAACAUCCUUAAAUCAGUAAAAUGGUUGCAAAAUGUUGUAAAAUAUAUCACGGAAAACAUUGCCCCGUGAAAUUAGCAAAUUUUGAGUAUUUUAAUGUCACGCGCGGAAACUGAAUGCACCACUUUUGAGCCGAAAGUGGUGUAUUUUCUGCGCAUAAUACUAACAUACAAAAUUGGCUAAUGUAACGACAGGGCUAUAUUUACUUUUUUACUCAAAUUUUAGGCUCUUUAGGGCUAUAAUGAUAGAUUUCGUCUUUCUUGCCUGGAUCAAAGUUGUGGGUCCUGAAGGGGUAAAAUGGGAACUGGGAUUGAUCUAUUUUUACACUGGGAAAAUGGGAUUCGGGUUACUGGGACUGGGAUUUGGCCACUGGGAAUGCGCAUAAUCAGAAAACCCAGAAUUCCGGGCGCCGGGGUAUGCCUGUUCGCAGGUAGGGCUAUGAAUAAUAUAGUUAACAACAAAAAUCAUGACCAAAGACACCAAAAACGGAUCAAAAUCGUAUUUCAAAAUACUUAAAACGUGGAAAAAUUGGGAAUCGACUCGCAUUACCUCAAUCCCAUUCCCAUUUUAGAGGACUUCCUUUCCCGUCCCCAAGUCAGAUGCACAGCGGAAUAUAUGCCUUGUUUCCGGUAUAUACACAACCCUGAUAGUAUAUACCUCAAAGGCAAAACACAUCCGCUUCAGCCACACGGUGCCACACACGGCCUGAUAAAUAAUGUGUUUUUUAUUGAUCUACUGGGAUUUCUAAUAAAAAUCCAACUGGGACUGCCGGGGAUUUUGCCAAAAUUUCAGGUGGGAAAUGGGAUUGGGACCCCUUCAGGACCCUCAAAGUUUAGUCUGUAGCUGGAAUCAUCCAUUACUCAAGUGAACUUUGAUAAUGAACUUUUGCAUGAUGACUUCGACACGUCGUUAACGUUCAUUAACAUAUCGCUUGAUGUUUGUAUCAAAAUCGAAAAAAAUAACAAUUGUUACAGCUCGAACGAGCAAACCGAGGCCGCUUUUGCAUAUUUGAUGAUGUUUUCAAACUGAACCAAAACCAGUCACCAGCGGGUCAUUUUGACUAAACAUUUUCCGGUUAUGAACCUAUGACAAAGCUACAUGGUGAUUGGUUUUGGCUUAGUUUGAAAACAUUAAAAAUACGUAAAAGCGGCCUCGGUUUGCCUGUUAGAGCUGUAAAUAACUACGUAUAUAAAAGGAUGAUUUGGGAAACUUGUUGAUAUUUCAGAUUUUAAUCAAGAUUUCGUGAACAAAGCCUACGAUUGGGACGCGGCAAUGAAACAAGCAUUGGGGAAAAAGUCUACAUUUUCUGAGGUAAAUGAGGAAAAAUAAAGACACACUCACCAACUGCAGUGAUAUGCCAUCAACGAUCCAUACUCCAGUCAUGCAAAUAGCAUCCAUGCUAAACCCUUUUAAGAUCUAUAAGAUCUUCUGUUAAAAAUUUAUAGCGAAAAAAUUGUAGCAUAACAAAUAAUAAGCGUUGAGUCGCCAACGAACUGUAUGGGGAAGUUAUCUUUAUGCUUCCAUUUCAAGUAACGAUGAACCGUCAUUUUUCUUUCAUGUGCUCAGAUGAUCAAUUCAGGGAAAGUAUUCAUACUAGACUACAAAUUGCUUUAUGGUCUUGAUAACAGUGAGGAUUACACCGAACGGAACACGACAGACAGGCGAGAAAUGAGAGGAUCACGAAGUCCGUUCUGUACGUUUGUUGUAGCGGACGUAGGAGGCGUUAAGCAAUUGAAACCAGUCGCGAUUCAGACGGACUUAUCUUCAGGUAAACUUUCGUUUAUUCAAUGUCAAUGCAAACAUUGUUACAAUAUUUAAAACGUCCUGGUUAAUAUAAAAUUACUAUAUGGCAAGCAUCACUGAUUGGCUGAGAAGCACUUUCAGCGGUGCAUUAUUUCCCGUAAUGGACCGCUGGUCCAUUACGUAAAAACAAACGCAUGCAUUUGAAAACAAAACAGCAAAACCAAUUGAAAAUUUGAAAAUUAUAAUUAAAUUUGUUAUUGUGAAUGGUUUUUAGUGGAAAAGAAGGAAUACAAUAGUAUUUUUUUGUUUCCUUCGACCAAAUGUGUACCACGUUACUAAUAUGCAUUUCAAAUCAUGCAUUUCUUGUUUGUUUCAAGUAUAAAUGCCAUAUAAUAAACUUUUUAUUAACCUCGCUUGCUCGGUAUGUACAUAGAAAUAUCGGACCUCGGUCUUUUUGUAUAAACCUCGCCCUACGGGCUCGGUCUGUACAAAAAAGACCUCGGUCCGAUAUUUCUCUGUACAGACCUCGCGUUCGGAUAAUAAGAUGUUAUUAAUACAGUUUGGGGUAACUUAAUAAUGGCCUGGUUAAAUUCCAUGGUUAAUUUAACCACAGCCCUGGUCAAUUUGAUCACUAUCGUGGCUAAUUUAACCAGUAUUCCUAAUUAAAUUAACCAAGUUUUUUACAUGGUUCAUUUACCAGGAAUUAUUGGUUAAUAGUCCACCUAUCAUAAUCUGGUUAAUUUACCCAUAUAGAACAGUUAAAUUAACCAGGAAUCCUGGACUAUAAACACAUUAACCAGGGCUAUCCAGCUAUGGUUAAAUUGACCAUUAGGAAAUUUAGUCAGGACAUUAAAUUACCACAAACAGAGUGUACAGGUCUUAAAAACAAAAUGUUAACUGAUUUCAUUGACAUUGAUAAUAAUUUCUAUGAUAAUAUUGGAUACGUAACGACGUAUGGAUUCCAGUCCUAUAUAGGACUGGAUCAAAAUUAAUUUUGUCCUAGGCCACUGGAUCAAAAUUAAUUCAGUCCUUGAGCUUGGGUCAAAAUUAAUUCAGUCCUAAGACUAGAUCAAAAUAAAUUCAUCUCACUGUAUAAGUGGUGGUUUACUGAUCAGACCAAACAAAUUGCGCAAACUGAUCAUGAAUUCCGGUAUGGUCAAUAUAGUCGGAUUUCAUGUAUAUUAUUAUUUUACAUAUAGUCUUUCUUAUUUUCCCAUUACGUUUCCGCAGAUUCGCCAGUAGUUUCUCCUAUUGACGGCUCGAAAUGGUUGAUGGCGAAGGAAGAAAUUCAACGAGCAGAUAUAACGUAUGCCGAAAUUAUCGAACACCUGUUGAAAACACAUUUUCUCAUGGAACCAAUCUGUGUCAUCAUGCGACGUACUUUAUCGUUCUUUCAUCCUCUUCAUCAAAUAUUCAAAUGGCAUUGUAGAGGUCUGUUUGUCACAAACAGUCUUGGAAUACAGGCUCUCCUAAACCCUGGGGAAUUUUUACAUAAGUUGUUUGCGAUUGGGCAUGUCGGUGGAGUGGAACUUCUUAAGAAAGCUUACCCCAGUAUGUCGUGGGCGGAUACCGAGUUUGAUAAGAACCUUGAGGUAAUAUAUGCAAACAGGUUUCUCAAACAGGAAGAUAACGCUUCCUCGGGAAAACUAAAAAAACGUUUAGGCUCGGAAAUGUCAUUUCAAACUCUUCUUGGCACCGAAUUGAAGAACUUGGAAGGCAACAAUGCGGAUAAAAAUUACUUUAUAAUCUGUUUUCGUGGUUCGGAUAACUUCGUGGGAUUUGCAAUCAUCACUGAGCAAAUAAAACAUAAUUGAACUACUUGGCGAUAGUAAUGACCUCAGGCUUUUUAAACAAGACCUAUUUCGAAUCAUACUUCCGAACGUCUUGCAACAUCCCGCGUGCAUAAUCACACGCACUUUGACACGUACGUAUAACGAUAUAAGAUUAAGAUAUUUAGAUUGUCAAUGUGUACUGUUUGACGCGACAUAACGAACAGUUGAAUAUAUUUAACCCGUUAAAGUACUGCAAAGGUAUUAACAUAUUGUGUUGAAACAUGGUUUUAUAGAAACGUGGCGUUGAUAGUGUGGACGAAUUACCAUAUUUCCCAUACAGAGAUGAUGGCUUGCUUAUCUGGAAAGAAGUUGGUGAUUUUGCUGGGGAUUAUGUGAGAUUGUAAGAAACAAUUUUCCCUUUCUAAGUGCCAUAAAAUGGGAACCGGGGUUUGCCUAUUUUUGCUGGACUGGGAAAAAUUAUUUGGUUUCUAGGAUUGAGCAUGACAGACACAAAAAUCGGAAUAGGAAAACGCAUCUAAGUUCACGAAAAGCUAUGGAGCAACUUUUGAUUUGGCGUUUCUCUAAAAAUGUCCCGGAAGGCUGCAUUCUGCCCUCUUCCAGCUCGAGGUCAUCUUUCUGCUAUUGCGAGUCAGAGAUUUACUUAUAGUAUGUCUUGUAUAAUUAUGACUGAAAAUAACAGUCAUAGACCUUAUUCAUAAAUCGUGAUGAGGCCUCGUAUCCUAGGAAACGGGAACAAAACGCGGGAAAAUUGACAAAAUGUUUUUUUGCUGUCGGCUAUGGCAGCUUUUUUUCGUGAAUAUUACGGCUUUUUUCGAAAAUAUAUCUAUAAAACUGAGCUUGAAAGUUGAAAAAAAUACUUCUGAGAAAAUAUAACAUGACAUUUAAAGCAAAAGAUGCUGGAGUCAAUCGAAAAAGGAAACCUUUGACUUUGUAUUAUUGUCGUAGUUUGUAUGGCCGAAACAAACAACCAACAAGGCUACAAAACGUCUAUACAACACCAAAAUCGUAAGAAAUAUGAAACAAUUGUUGAAGAAAUAAGAUUACAACUCACUCAGGUAAUGUAGCCUUCAUUUUUUAAACUUGUAAGCUGCUUGCAGAAUGUUAUCGAGCCACAGUCAUAGUUCAUAUUUUUCCGUACGAACCAAUAACAUUUGACGUUCUCUUGUGAUUUUUGACUGUUAUUUUCUUUCAUAUUUAUGUCAAAUUCGAAAAAUUAUACUUCCAUUCCAUAGUUGUCUUGAUUUUUCACGGAAUAACCUUUAUAUUGACGUUAAAAUCUCAGUAAAAUACUGUUUUUCGCUUCUGGAUAAACACCAUCGCUACGUUGUCAUUUUUCCACACAAAAACGGGAGAAAAACCGCUCGCUUUUAUAAUAUACUCGUUUACCGCUUUCGUUGUGGGCACAAAGUCUUAAAAUACACACAAAAAUCGUCAUAAAUCGCAAAAAGCAACAAGAAACCAGCCGUUAAAGUCGACACAAUAGCAUCUGAAUUUGGCUUGUCAAGCAGUUUUCGCUUGUUUUCCCGCGUUUUGUUCCCGUAUCCUAGGAUACGAGGCCUCGUCACGAUUUAUGAAUAAGGUCUAUAAAAUACAUACAACAUUUUACUUGGUGAAGAUAUUUCUAAAGAGAGCUAUUGAAAACAGAAUAUUGUGUUUUAUUGUGGUCCCCUUCAGAGGACCGUUAUCAUUGGUAAAUUUUUGCUUGAAAGAUAAUUGCCAUUUAAUAUUUUAUUUGUCUGUGCUAAUACUAUGCAUUGGCUACAUAGUGGGUAAAAUAACCAAUCUGAUAUUAUAGAGCUGAAAAAUUGAAUAAGUGUAGUCAUUACAACCGCGCGCUCAAAAAUAAAAAUGUUUUUCUUUUAUAAUCUUAGUCUUUUCACUCACAAAUCUCAGGCCUGUAGUACUGUAGAACGUUCGCCAAUUGAGUAGAAGCCGCAAUAUAAACUUUAAGACACAUUAUGUUAUUAGAUACUAUCAAAAAGAUGAGGACGUGAAACAAGAUACUGAGCUGCGAAAUUUUGCCAACCAAUUGUCAGCAGAUGGCACGGGAAAGAAUGGCGGAAUUGGACAGGUAAGAUAGUUUCAAAGUCAACAACCUGUGGUAGUGGCUAAACUUUUGGUCCUUUUGCCUCCCGUGAAAUUGCCCCCAUCUACUACGAAAUGAAAUUGCCGCAAUUAGUUGCAAUGCAAAUAUUAUUAUAUAUAAUAUAUUGUAGUCACCACGUGUCUUCUGCGGAUUCUUCUAAUUGCUUACAGUUAAACACGCAACCUAUAGAUAACCGAGUUAUCUGUAGGUUGAGCCUUUGAUAUGUAAUUUUACAACAAGCGGUAUCUUUUUUUUAUAUAUAUAAACAUAUUUAAUAACUUUAAUGUUUAUACCCAAGAGCGUGGACGCUCAUCGAGGGGCUCACACUACAUUUAACAAAUAAUUAAAUAAUAUACACAACAGGAGAUGACGAACAUUGCAAAGAAAGAGGGAAAAAAACCAACAAAAGUGAUAAAAGCUGGUUCAAUUGAAGGUUCAAAGUAAUAAAUUAAUUCUUAGAAAAACGAUUAGUUUGCUUAAUAUAUUUUUGAACAUGCAUAAAUAUACAUCUAUUACUUUCUAUACUCAAAUCAGUUGAACCAGACAAAAAUAUUUUAGACUUUUGAGAAUCGGACAAGAGAUACCAGCUUUCACCAUAAAUUUGAGCAGCUACCGAGAGUAAGGAUAAUCUAAGAGCAGCAUAACGAGGACAAUAUAACAAAUAAUGAAUGACUGAUUCACAAGAAUCUCCACAUGAACAUGCUGGAGAUAAUCUACAAUUAAUUUUAAACAAAUAAUAAUUUAAAGCAUUACACAAUUAAGGCGCAAACGAGUUAUAAUAUUCUCUUAUUUAAUAGACUUCUUGAUAUCUCGGCUACAUGUAAACAACUCAAUAUAUAAUGUCCAUAUUCUAAAUAUAAACUAAUCGUAAUACGUGCGUUAAUGAUUAAUAGACGUACAUUACUAUACCAUUCCCUUUGUUUUAACUUGAUUGUCAAAUAUCAAAAUGUUUAAUUAAAUUUGAAGUUACUUAGCUAUUUCAUAGUUAUGUUAGUUUAUUAGAUUUGAUGGAUAUUCAUGUCCGUAUCGAUUCGGUGGUCUUCGAAUUCGGCUUGAUCUUCUUGGUACUUCGUUGUUUUCAUUACUGAUGGAUGGCUGAUUGUCCUGCGAGUUUUCUUCAUAAUCGAAACCUUCAUCAUCAGUGUCUUCUUCUCGUGGUUUAUUUAUUCGCUUGAAAUGUGACACGUUCCGUUUCACAAUAUGACCAUCUUUACUUUGAGCAAGUAUUUCUGAACCAGUUUUCUUUAUCACUUUAUACGGUUUGUGAUUAAAAUUCGCAGUUAGCUUGUUUUUCUUUUCUUGUCUAACCAGUACAUAAUCUCCAACUUGUAGAUCACUUUUUCUUGUGUUUCUCCUUUGAUUUGCAUAUUCUCGGUUGCGUUCUUGUCGUGUUUUCUCAUUGUCUCGAGCUUCUUUAUGUCGAUUGACAAUUUUCUUGCUGUUUAUAACUGGUAAUUUUCCUUUUAUCACUCGGUUAAACAACAGUUCUGAUGGAGGUACUCCUGUAGUGCAAUGUGGAGUGGUACGAUAUUGUAAAAGAAAACGGUUCAAUUCUUGUUGCCAUGGUCGUCCUUCGAGUGUCGCUGUCUUGAGCGCUUUUCCUAACGGUCGCAUAAAUCGUUCAACUGUAGCAUUACCUUGGGGCCAGUAGGGUGUUGAAAACUUAGCUUGAAUACCAAGGGCUUUCAGAUAUCGUGCAUAGUCGUCUCCGUUAAAAGGGGGACCAUUGUCAGAUAUAAGGGUGUCAGGAAUGCCAUGGACUGAGAACAUUUUGUCAAGUUUUGGAAUGACUGUUGAGGCUCGUGUUGAAUGAACUAUCUCAACCUCUGGAAGUCUGGAGUAUCUAUCUACCGCCACUAACAGAUAUUCAGACGAUGGUAGUGGACCAUAAAAAUCUAUGUGGACAUUUCUCCAUGGUAACUCUGGCAUUUCGGUCAUACGUAAUGGUUCUGGAGGAUUCGCCUGUCCGACAACUUGACAAGUGGUACACUUAGCAAUUGUGUUUUUGACUUGGUUGUCAAUUUGCGGAAACCAGAUUUUUUCACGAAUUAGAGACUUCGUUUUCUCUAUUCCUAAGUGUGUCUCCAGGGCCGCCGAGAGGUUGGCGGGGGCCCGGGGCAAAUUUUUUUUUAGGGGCCCCUAUCUAAAAAAUUUUUCCCGGACAAAUUUUUUUCCGGAGAACAACCUCUCCCCCCCCGUCGCCAAAAAAUUUCGGUCAGUGUACCAUUUUAGGGGUAAAAAAAAUUUUCCGGAAUACAAAAUUUUUCCGGACGACUACGUUGCAAUUGCUUUCGAGGGACUUUAUCUCAUUUUUUUAUGCCAAAUUCCGGUGAUUAACCCAAGAAAACAGAUAUCUUGUCCUUUGCGCGGAAAUAUUUAACCACAAAAAAGGCUGGGGCCCAACAAAGAUUUUUCAGGGGCCCCCAGCAACUCGGGGCCCGGGGCAAUUUGCCCCCCCCCCCUGCCCCCCCCUCUCGGCGGCCCUGUGUGUCUCAUGUACUAUAUCUAUUGCACGUUGUUGUAGAGCCGCAGGAAUGACAAUCCGUGUUCCUCGAAGUAUAACACUGUGUGUGGUAGACGUAAGUUCGUUUUUUACGGCUUUGAACGGUUUUACAAUUGGGGAAUCCCAUUUGUUUGCUUUAAUUGCAUCAUGGAGUGCUGUUAGUGCCGCGUCUGCGUUAGUUGCAUUGAUUAUUUCUUGUAAUGUCAUCGCCUUAGGGACACUGUUCUGAGUUAUAAAAUUAAUAUAUUGUUCCGUCAUCUUCUCCUGUUUUCGUUUGCUUUCGUUUGUUGGAUGACGAGAAAGGUAGUCCGCAGGGUUGCUGGCACCUGAUUUAUAAAUUAUCUUAAAUGUAUAUGGUUGAGGCGAAGCACCCAUCUUUCAAUUCGCGCUGAUGUUUUGGCUGUACGUUGACCAUAAAUAAUUUCUAAAGGUUUAUGGUCAGUUAUUAGUGUAAAUUCACUUCCAUAUAGAAAUAAAUGGAAAUGUUCAACUGCCCAUACUAUCGCUAACGCUUCUUUUUCCGUCUGGGAGUAUCUCUUUUCUGUAUCAGUCAGCGCCCGACUGGCAUAUGCAAUUAUCUGUUGACUGUCUACGUCACCGUUUCUUGGUUUCUGAGAAAGAAUUCCAGAAAUUCCUACAGGACUAGCAUCAACUGUUACAAAAGUUUGUUUGUUUUUGUCGAAAUAUGACAUACAUGGAGCAAUUGCAAGAGUGUUUUUCAGCUUUUCAAAAGCAGUUUGGUGUGUUUGAGUCCACUCAAAACGAACAUCCUUUUUCGUCAGGUCACGAAGGGGAGCAGUUAGUGUUGCGAAAUCUUGAAUGUAGUUACUACUAUAGUUGGUCAUGCCAAGAAAGCUCCUGACUUCAUGUGCAUUAUUUGGCUGAGGUGCAUUUAAUAGAUCAGCUACCCUCCUAGGAUCAGGAUGAGUACCUUCUUUCGAAAAGACCUGUCCGAAAAAUGACAAUGUAGUACUAAGGAAAUUACACUUGCUUCGGUUUAGUCGUAAGCCCUUCAUUGCAAGUCGUUGUAGACAUUUGUCAAGAUUAGCGUCAUGUUCAGUUCUUGUUGAGCCGAAUACAAUGAUAUCAUCAGCUAUGAUCUUGACGCCUUUAAGCCCUUGCAGUGCGGUUUGGAGUGUGUACUGAAAUAUCUCCGCUGCAGCGUUUGUACCAUAGUUUAGUCUUUUGUAGCGAUACAAACCUACAUGAGUGCUAAAGGUUGUUAUAUAACGAGACUGUUCGUCCAGUUCUAACUGAUGAUACGCUCGACUCAAAUCAAGUUUCGAGAAAAAUUUUGCUCCAUUCAGGGCAAAACUAACACCAUUUACUGUUGGUAUAGGAUGGCGUACUCGUCUUAUAGCUUCAUUUGCGAGCCGCAUAUCGACACAUAUGCGAACCUGUCCGUCUUUUUUGGGAACAGCUACAAUCGGUGAAACCCAACGAGUAGCUUCAUUUUCGGGCACUUUUUCAAUGACAUCUUGAUUUUCUAAUUCAGUUAUCGCGUUUUUCACUUUUUCUCGAAUGUGAUAGG